AUGAAAACUAUUGAUGAUAUAGUAUUCGAUGAAAAUUAUUCACAUGCAACAUUUCGAUUUUUAGUACUUGAUGAUCUUAAAAUAAAUCGAGUUGGUCCUUUACCCGUUAUCGAAUUACCCAAUGCAUUACUUAUGACAUUUACACAUGUAUUUCGGAACUUAAUCCAAUGUCAACAAUAUAUAAGGGAUGACAAUCGAAAAAUAAUAACAUUAUUUAUUUCUAAUAGGAAUAUCAUUGAUUGGCAUAAUCGAUUCGAUGAAACUGAUAAUAAUAUAGAUAAAAUACAUAUUUUUUGUGAUACAUAUUAUGAUUAUAUACAAAUGAAACAAUGGAAUGGAUGUUAUAAAAAUAAAAUUCAAGAUGUUUAUUUACCUAAUGAGGUUGAUUAUAAAUUAGUGAAAUUAGGUGUCGAUUAUAUACGUGCAAUACUGCCAGACUUUAAAGAAGAUCGAGGAUUACAUAGAAAGUUUUGUACUGAUGCAAGACGAUUACUUGCAGCAUUAGAUCAAUAUUUUGAAGAUCAAGCCAAUAAUCAAGAUGAAAGUUGCUGA
This is a messenger RNA of Rotaria sp. Silwood2, 552 nucleotides long. The record is from the annotation of a GenBank genome assembly. NCBI's taxonomy places the organism in Eukaryota, Metazoa, Rotifera, Eurotatoria, Philodinida, Philodinidae.